AUGAUGAUGAUGGCCUCCUGUAGGAAAGGUCUGCAGGUGUGUUUACUCCUCCUGAUGGUGGGACGACUACAGGGCAGGGUCACAGCACCAGAGCGUCUGGAAGCUCCAGUGGAGAAGUCCUUCACUCUCACUUGCACUGUCUCGAGGGAACGAGGUGAGUCUCUGAAGCAGGUGCGUUGGCUGGAUGUCCAAAACCAAACCCUGCUGAGUUACCAACCCAACAACAAAGACAGUGUGAGCGGACAGCAGUAUGUGGAGCUCGCCCCCUCCCCGAAAGACUCCUCGGCUAUCACCAUCCGCAGGGUGGGUUUCCGUGACGAAGGCUGCUACACCUGCAUCUUUGACAUGCAUCCUUCUGGUUCAAAGCAGGGACAGACGUGUCUCACUGUUACCUCUCAAAUCACCUCUGAAAGCAACAAGACAGCGGUCAGUGGCAAGAAGGCCUCCCUAUCGUGCUCCUACGGUUUGCCAGAGAAGGUUCAACAGGUCAUCUGGAAGCACACGUCUGCACAAGGAGACUCCACAGAGGUGGCCUCCUUUGCAAAGCGAAGCGACCCCAUGAUAGAGCCAUCGUUCCAGGGAAGAGUCUGGCUGAGUUCCUCCCUGUCAGAUAGUCAGCUCACCAUCCAGCCUGUCACUAUCCAGGACGAGGGAUGCUACACCUGCCUGUACAACACACAUCUGGACGGGCCCAAGACUUCCACAGUUUGCCUCGCCACCUAUGUGCUGCCCAAACCUCAGGUGAGCUACAAGACCACCUCUCCCGGUGUGAUCGAAGCCAACUGCACCUCGGUGUCGCGGCCCCCAGCAGAGAUAGUGUGGAACGUGGAGAGGGAUAACCGCACCAUGGGCCCCCCUGUGACGACACAGCUCCCACAGGGCGAUGGGACCACUCUGGUCAUCAGUACGCUGACUGUCCGAUCAGGGCUGCUGAAAGAUGUGUCCAUCAAAUGCUUGGUGCACCACAAAGGGCUCGAGUCACCGAUUGCUGUAUCCAUGAACACUAAAAUUGGGACGGCACUCACCAUCUUGAUCUCUGUCACUACGGUGGCUGCCCUGUUGGUCAUGUCCCUCUGCUUCUGCCUUUGGAAGUGUUUCUUGCGCAAAGAAGCUGAUUAAUCUUUCAGAUGAGACCAGAGGCUGAAAAGAGACUAGAUGUGUCCCAUCUUGGUACAAAGGGAAGAUGUUCUGACACUCAUCUAUAGGAUGACAAAUACAAUCCCAUUUAUGAACGCCAACUGUACAACGACAUUUAUCUCUUCUUUCUCUUGCUCCUGACUCUUAUAUAACCUCGAAGCUGUCCUGACAUGAAGUCAAUAAGGAAACAUUUUCUCUCCAGCUCUUUAACUGAUUGAGUCGAUGGUCACACUCUCUACAACACACUGCAGACUCACUGUAUGGCAAAUUAAAGUCAAAUAUUGUCCUUUAAAUACUUCCCUCUGUUUUUCUCCGUCUUUGACCUAGUCCUGAAAGGAUAAGUCUGGAGAUAUUAUAUUCUUCUUAUUCAACAAAUCCCAUGAAAAGACUAAAACCAACAAUGAACUGAUUCUAGUAACAACCAUUGUCUGUAUAGCCACCGUCUGAUAUAGCAUGGCCCUGCAUUGUUGUCUGAAAACUGUUUACAAAAACUCAUUUUGAGCUACUUGACGCACCGGUGACUAUAACAUGGGCACUGUCAUUUAUUAUACGACUGAAAUAGUCCCCAACAACUGUCCUGUUGACCUAAGUUUCAUUAAUAAUUGCUAAAAACUACAGUGCACAACUGUUUAGACUCACAUCUUAGUCACAGUAAUUCCCCAGCCAAACCAGUAUUGUGGAGGACACUUUUUUCUGUAUUUUUUUUUUUCAAUAGGUAAAAUAAAAGAAUAUGUUGAGCUUUAUCCUUUAAAUAACAAAGCUAAUUGAAACUCUGUGCUCACCUUUAGGUUUUUACUUCUUGUACCUCAGCCGAAGGCCUCCACGACUUCUGUAUAUUGUUAAAGCUGGGUGAGGUCUUCACUUGUUCAACCAAGAGGGCUGCAUACUUAUGUCUUGUUUGUGUAAUAUCUAUUGCAAACUUUUCUACAUGUUUCAAAGACUGCGUGUGUAUGUGUGUGCUUAUUGGUUAGGGGUUAAAUUCCACAGACAGGAAGCUUGAAUCAAUUCCCUGAGGAAGAAACACUGGAACCCAUUUGGUGCCCCUAAAAGGAAUGCAUGUCUUACUGCCUGUCUACAUCGUAGAGAAAGGAAAGUUCAUGUGUGUGAAGAUGUGAGUGAGAGUAUACUGAUCGGGCUGUGGAGAGUUGGCUUAAGGGUUUGUUAAUGGUUAAAAGCCAAAAUGCUCAUUUGUACGUUGCUCUGGAUCAAAGUGGCAAAAAUAUAAUGAAGCUUUUUGGUUGUAUUAUGUUUGCAUCUGUACAGUGCAAUGUAAGCUUUAUGCUGAAAUAUUCCUGUAUACCAAAGCAUAUGAAUCUGUCAGUUAGGAGCAGAAUGUCAUGCUGGUUACCAGAUUCUAAAGGUAUUGCUUCAAUUGUGGUAUCACAUUCCUCACCAUUAGACGAGACAGCAUUCCUCCGUCAGUAUUGUUUCACUAAAUGCAUACGACACUGAUUAUAAAAUCAGAGCUUACAUUGGAAUAAUUAUGAAAUGUGGUUUCAGAAGAUUUGUUGAAAAUUAAUUGAAAUGUUAGUAUCUGGCCCUGUAGCAGAGCA
Messenger RNA from Anoplopoma fimbria (sablefish), 2690 nucleotides. RefSeq lists its product as uncharacterized. The record is from RefSeq and is a predicted model, not a curated record. NCBI's taxonomy places the organism in Eukaryota, Metazoa, Chordata, Actinopteri, Perciformes, Anoplopomatidae. The transcript has 6 exons. Bases 1 to 1119 code for a protein of 372 amino acids. Gene Ontology annotation, molecular function: cell-cell adhesion mediator activity.